Messenger RNA from Cadophora gregata, 930 nucleotides. RefSeq lists its product as uncharacterized. The transcript is spliced from 4 exons. Gene Ontology annotation, biological process: regulation of mRNA processing; protein phosphorylation; spliceosomal complex assembly. The record is from RefSeq and is a predicted model, not a curated record. Bases 1 to 930 code for a protein of 309 amino acids. Lineage: Eukaryota; Fungi; Ascomycota; Leotiomycetes; Helotiales; Ploettnerulaceae. Gene Ontology annotation, molecular function: protein kinase activity; ATP binding.
AUGCUGGAUGAGUUCAACAAUUAUCGAAAGAUAAGUAGCGCCAACCCCUCUCACAGGGGCUUCACACUUGUCAGGACAGCCUUGGAUACACUCAGUAUUCCCCGUGUUGGCGGAGAUCACAACUGCCUCGUCCAGCAACCCAUGUGGGGAAAUUUACUUGAUCUUUUACAUGGAGAUUUAGUCAACAACGGAUUGCCGGAGAGAACAUUGAAAAUUGCACUCAAAGACGUCCUGGCUGCUUUGGAUUACUUGCAUACAGAAUGCCAAUUGAUUCACACAGAUAUAAAAUGUGACAACAUCCUCAUCGACAUCGAAGACACCUCGGUCUUCGAAUCCUUCACCAAAGCUGAAUUAGAACAUCCCUCCCCCCGAAAACUCGUCGACGCUAAAGCCAUCUACGCCUCACGGGCUUUCGCCCGACCACAAGAAUUCGGCAAACCAGUCCUCAGCGACUUCGGCUCUGCCGUCUCAGGCGUCGAAGUGCAAACAAAUUACGCACAGCCAGUCAUCUACAGAGCUCCGGAGAUGAUGCUGGAAGCUGGCUGGAGCUAUCCAGUCGAUAUCUGGAACUUGGGAGCUUUGAUAUGGGAUAUGUUCGAGGGCAGGCAUCUUUUCUAUGCGCAGGAUCCAGAUGGGGAAGGCUACUCGACACGAGCCCAUCUCGCGGAAAUUAUUGCAUUGCUCGGAUACCCCCCAGCAGAUCUUCUCGAGCGCGGAAAGCGGAGCCCUAAGUUCUUCGGGAAGGAUGGAGCGUGGACAGGAAAGAUUGAGAUUGCGAAGGAUGAGACGCUGGAAACGUGUGAAUAUAUUCUUGAGGGCAGGAAUCAGGAGAUGUUUUUGGAUUUUGUGAGGGGUAUGUUGACUUGGAGUCCUGAAGAUAGGAUGACUGCGAGGGAGUUACUGCGGGAUUCGUGGCUCAAUAGUGCUUGA